GUUUAGUCCUACACUGCAUCCUCAGCACCAGUUUGGAGUGAUUUCACACAAGGUCAUCUGCCUUCUCUGUGCUGCUGUUUGUCAUUGACCAAAACUUCAAGUAGCAGCCAGUUUUCUAGACAACAUGCCCUUGCGAAGUUCUGGCAAGCUGGGCAUGGAGACCAGAAAAGAUGGUGAGAGUACAGCCCCUGCUCCUCCCCAGAAGAAGCUGUCCUGCCAGUGCCACCACCACUGCCCUGAGGACUCAGUCAACAGCACCUGCAGCACUGAUGGCUACUGCUUCACCAUCAUAGAAGAAGAUGAGUCCGGUGGACAUUUGGUCACCAAGGGAUGUCUUGGAUUAGAGGGCUCGGACUUCCAGUGUCGGGACACUCCCAUUCCACACCAAAGAAGAUCUAUUGAAUGUUGCACAGGCCAAGAUUACUGUAACAGACACCUUCACCCUACACUGCCACCACUGAAGAAUAGAGACUUUGCUGAAGGAGACAUUCACCACAAGGCCCUGCUGAUUUCAGUGACUGUUUGCAGCAUCCUUCUGGUGCUUAUCAUCAUAUUCUGCUACUUCAGGUACAAGCGCCAAGAGACGAGGCCCCACUACAGCAUCGGGCUGGAGCAGGAUGAGACCUACAUUCCCCCCGGAGAGUCCCUGAAGGAUUUGAUCGAGCAGUCCCAGAGCUCAGGGAGCGGCUCCGGGCUCCCUCUCCUGGUUCAAAGGACCAUUGCAAAACAGAUUCAGAUGGUGAAGCAGAUUGGAAAAGGGCGCUAUGGAGAAGUCUGGAUGGGAAAGUGGCGUGGUGAAAAGGUAGCAGUGAAAGUGUUUUUUACUACAGAGGAGGCCAGCUGGUUCAGAGAAACAGAAAUCUACCAGACUGUCCUGAUGAGACAUGAAAAUAUUCUUGGAUUCAUUGCUGCAGAUAUCAAAGGUACAGGAUCUUGGACCCAGCUGUAUCUUAUCACUGACUACCAUGAGAAUGGCUCACUUUAUGAUUAUCUAAAAUCUACUACUUUGGACACAAAGGCCAUGCUGAAACUGGCUUACUCCUCUGUCAGUGGCUUGUGCCACCUGCACACUGAGAUCUUCAGCACUCAGGGCAAACCUGCUAUUGCCCACCGUGACCUAAAGAGUAAGAAUAUCCUGGUGAAAAAGAAUGGCACCUGCUGCAUAGCAGAUUUGGGCUUGGCUGUUAAAUUUAUCAGUGAUACAAAUGAGGUAGACAUCCCUCCAAAUACCCGUGUAGGAACAAAACGUUAUAUGCCUCCUGAGGUGCUGGAUGAAAGCUUGAAUAGAAAUCACUUUCAGUCCUACAUCAUGGCUGAUAUGUACAGUUUUGGACUCAUCCUUUGGGAGAUAGCAAGGAGAUGUGUUUCAGGAGGAAUAGUGGAGGAAUACCAGCUUCCAUACCACGACCUGGUGCCCAGCGACCCCUCGUACGAGGACAUGCGGGAGAUCGUGUGCAUCAAGAGACUGCGCCCCUCCUUUCCCAACAGAUGGAGCAGUGAUGAGUGCCUGCGGCAGAUGGGGAAGCUGAUGAUGGAGUGCUGGGCGCACAGCCCUGCCUCCCGCCUCACCGCCCUGCGCGUCAAGAAAACCCUCGCCAAAAUGUCAGAGUCCCAGGACAUCAAACUCUGACUCUGCCACGGGCAGCUCUCAUGGACUUCUUGUGCAGGCAGAAAUCCUGAAGAUUAUCACAACUCUUUGCUGAGUACCUUGAAUGGAGGAGUCGCUGAAGAGCAGCUGGGAGUUUUUGAGGAGACUAUCCAUUGCAAAAAUCACCUGAAUUUUGACACGCAAGAUUGAGGAGGCUUGUCUGCCCUUGUUUACAUGGGGAAAUACAGUUUUAGUAACUGGUUUAAGAUUAUGCAUGUUGCUUUCCAUGAAAGCCACUUAUUAUUUUAUUAUUAUUAUUGUUAUUAUUAUUAUUUUGAUUGUUUAAAAAGACACUGCUUUAAAUUUUAUGAAAAUAAAACUUUUGGGUUAGAAGUAAAAAAGAUGUAUAUUGUUACAUUAAAAAAAAAAUUGGAGGAAACUGCUGAAAAUGAAAGCAAAACAACUUUUUAAUUUCCAAAAAGAUUAUUGCACUCCUUCAUUAAAAAAAAAAAAAAAAAAAAAAAGGGGUGAGUGGGUCUGUGUAGCUCAGAGGAGCUGUAGUGGAGCCUGCCUUAAAAGUCACCUAUUUGUGGAGAUAACUUUGCAAACCCUGCACGUGCAAGUGAUUCUCACAGUACAGGGAUGGAGCCCAAUUACAUCCUUGCCAUUCCUGUUGGAGUGGGUGGCCUGAUUCCUGUGGGUGGCCUGUCCCAGGGAAGGUCAUGCUUCCUUUAAGGUACUUGGGAGCUGUAUGAAUAUGAUUUGGUGUGACUAGUUUAAAGAAGACCUUCAUGUUUCCAGGAAACCUGAUAGGGAUAGUACCACAGUGAUAAACAAGUGCCCUUUUUCUUGGCUUUUUUUUUUCCCUUCCUUUUCCCCCACUGCAAAAUAAAGUAUUUUGUGUGUGAGUGGAAAUGAAGUACACAUUUGAAUCUGGUGGGUAAUUUGAAACUGCUAGCACCCACAAACAACCACUGUUUAAGAGGAAAUUCCUUGUGAGAAGGAAUUAUUAACUUGUUCUUUCGUUUGUGUAAAAAAUGAGGGGGGAAAAAAAUAAAAAUCUGUGUUCUCUUUUUUAAGGGAAAGUGAAAAACCUCAGAAGUGCCCAUUUCUGGAGUGACAGCCAUUUUUCCUUGAGUGUGAGGAAGAGGAGUGUGGUGCCUUGAGGCUGUAGUAGGAAGUGACAGGGAGGGAGCGUGGGACUCAUGGGGUGGGUGGUGAGAGCUGGGAACCGUGGGCAGCACUGGGUACCUGCCUCAGCACUUCACACACAAACCAAACCAUUGGUUCAGGCUUUAUCUGCAUGACUAUUUUGGGUGGCAUUUCCAGCAGCCUCCACACCUUGGCAGCCACAGGCUCAUCUGCCAGGCUGGGGCUGUGUAGCACUGUGGUUCCCAGCAAGAGGAGCUGUCAGGGAGGAAGGCAGUGGGACAUGUAUUUUCUGUCUUUCCCUGUUCCUCCUUCCUGGGGCUGCAGCAGUUGGAGCAAUGCUAAUGCUACAGAAGGGGAAAUGAGAGGUGAAAUAUACCCUGGGAAGUGUUUUCUUUGGAAAGGUUCUGUUCUUUGUCGGAUUACCAGAGCUGAGCUGCAUGGGAGUUACUGGUUUACUCUUUUUUACCCUUCAUCUGUUUUUGAGAAUUUUCCUGCCUGCCUAUGUUGUCUUAUUAGAUGGUGUUCAGCUUAAUUUUGAAAUAAGUCCUUACAAAUGCUGCUUUGAUUAUGCUAAGCCUAUUUCAGAACUGAAAUAAUUGCCAUGCAGGAUUUAGCCUCAGCACUUCUGUAAUGUUUCUUUUUUUCUUGGCUUUUUUUUUU
Messenger RNA from Oenanthe melanoleuca, 3400 nucleotides. It is a transcript of the gene BMPR1B, whose product is annotated as bone morphogenetic protein receptor type 1B. Gene Ontology annotation, molecular function: ATP binding; transforming growth factor beta receptor activity, type I; SMAD binding. The transcript is spliced from 11 exons. Bases 125 to 1630 code for a protein of 501 amino acids. Lineage: Eukaryota; Metazoa; Chordata; Aves; Passeriformes; Muscicapidae. The record is from RefSeq and is a predicted model, not a curated record. Gene Ontology annotation, biological process: protein phosphorylation; cellular response to growth factor stimulus; BMP signaling pathway. Gene Ontology annotation, cellular component: plasma membrane; signaling receptor complex.